AUGGCUUUAAAAAUAAAGUCAAUUCGCGAACAGGGCAUCAACUUUACAAUCCCAGACAUGAGUUCACACGGCGCGUGUCAGAGAGGCGGGAUUGAUUACUUUAGGCCCAAAACAGACCCUCUCGGGCGCCUAAGUUCUGCGAGGAUAUUCCGCAUCUUCUCGAAUUUCCCUGGACUGCGGGAACACACAGCCAGCCGUCAUGGUCUUAUUCUCCUUGUGUGCUGCAAAUCCAGGCAAAACAGAUCGCCCACCAAUUCUUCGACACAACAAUUUCGACUAAUUGACAACGGAGGACUUACCAUACGUGGUUUGAUUCUUCUUAAGGUAAUAAAAACCAUAGUAGCUGGAGUAGUCGGAGAUGGUUUGCCAGCCCAGUGGUAA
This is a messenger RNA of Trichomonas vaginalis G3, 381 nucleotides long. RefSeq lists its product as uncharacterized. The record is from RefSeq and is a predicted model, not a curated record. The transcript has a single exon. Lineage: Eukaryota; Parabasalia; Trichomonadida; Trichomonadidae. The coding region runs from base 1 to 381 and encodes 126 amino acids.